Messenger RNA from Penicillium cataractarum, 1392 nucleotides. RefSeq names its product putative guanine deaminase. Gene Ontology annotation, biological process: guanine catabolic process. Bases 1 to 1392 code for a protein of 463 amino acids. The transcript has a single exon. Gene Ontology annotation, cellular component: cytosol. The record is from RefSeq and is a predicted model, not a curated record. Lineage: Eukaryota; Fungi; Ascomycota; Eurotiomycetes; Eurotiales; Aspergillaceae. Gene Ontology annotation, molecular function: zinc ion binding; guanine deaminase activity.
AUGGAGGAUUUGGAUAAAACCUCAUCCCCCGCAUCGGGGCUGCCUCUCGCAUUCCACGGCACAGCAAUCCACUCCCGCAGCCUGAACGAGCUCGAAAUUCUUGAAAAUUGCUUCAUACUAGUGGAUAAAUCGGGCAAGAUUCAAGCCUUGCAAAAAGACGUGGACCCAAAUCAAAUCAGCGCCAUCAUCUCAGAUCACGGAUAUGCGCCCGAUGUGUUCCCAGUCAAGUACCUUCGUCGGGGCGAAUUCUUGUGUCCGGGUUUUGUCGAUACGCACAAUCAUGCCCCUCAGUGGACACAGCGCGGCAUGGGCCGCGGCAUAUCACUCAUUGACUGGUUGAACAAUGUCACUUUUGCUCACGAAGCCAAGUUUGCCGAUGCCGAGUACGCCAAACGCACGUAUGCUUCGUGUGUCGAUGGCUUCCUCCAGCAGGGCAUCACAACUGCGUCUUACUAUGGAUCCUACCAUGGCGAAGCAAGCCGUAUCUUGGCCGAUGUCUGCUACGAGAAAGGUCAGCGAGCUUUGGUUGGCAAGUGCAAUAUGAACCGAAACGCUCCAGACUGGUAUCGCGAUCCCUCCGUCUCUGAUUCGUUACAGGAGACGCGAGAGUUAAUCAAGCACGUCCAAGACCUUGAUCCAGAAGGUCAAUUAGUGAAGCCCGUAAUCACCCCGCGAUUCGCAAUUUCUUGUGAAUCCGAACUUCUUUCGGGUCUAGGAUCUAUCGUUCAAGAACAUCCCGAUCUGCCGAUUCAAACCCAUUUCAACGAGGAAAAAGAGGAGAUCAAUUUCACACGAGAGCUAUUCCCCGAUUUCCACCUGGAAGCCGAUCUAUACCGGCAUUUCGGCCUUCUGAACGAGCGAUCUAUCCUAGCGCACUGCAUUUAUCUGGAAGAAAAGGAAAUGGAUAUGCUCCAGGAGCUCCGCUGCGGCGUCGCACACUGCCCGAUUUCGAAUACCACCAUGCGCGACUUUAUGAUUGCACCCAUUCGCGAGUACCUACGCCGAGGCAUUAAAGUCGGUCUGGGAACGGAUAGUGGCGGUGGAUUUUCCUCAUCCAUGUUAGAUGCGAUGAAGCAAGCUUUCAUAGUUUCACUCGCCCAGAAGACGCACACCAACGGACGGGACGAACCAUUGUCUCUGGCGGAGGGGUUCUAUCUUGCGACCAUGGGCGGAGCUCAAGUCUGUGGCUUGGAGGAUAAGAUCGGUAGCUUUGCGGUGGGUAAGGAAUUCGAUGCGUUGGAGGUUCAUACCAUCGAUUUGGAUCGGCGAGGGGUGAUGUCCCCCGUGGAAGAGGAGGAUUCGACUUUUGUCAUCUUUGAGAAAUUCCUCAUGACGGGUGAUGAUCGAAAUAUUGCCAAGGUCUAUGUGAAAGGGCGUUCGGUGAAGGUGUGA